Apaloderma vittatum (bar-tailed trogon) is the source of this 1244-nucleotide messenger RNA. It is a transcript of the gene ZMYND10, whose product is annotated as zinc finger, MYND-type containing 10. The record is from RefSeq and is a predicted model, not a curated record. The transcript has 11 exons. Gene Ontology annotation, cellular component: cytoplasm; centriolar satellite. Gene Ontology annotation, biological process: inner dynein arm assembly; motile cilium assembly; outer dynein arm assembly. The annotation marks the transcript as partial. Lineage: Eukaryota; Metazoa; Chordata; Aves; Trogoniformes; Trogonidae.
GAGCAGCACGAGUACGUGGAGAAGCUCAACAUGCAUGCCGUCCUGAGCGCCUACACGGGCCAGGAGCAGCUCCUCAUCGAGCUGCUGGUUGCCUACGCCAAGAUUCCCAUUCUUAUUGGGGAGCUGAUCUCUGUGGAGAUCUGGAAGCAUAAGAUCUUUCCUGUGCUAUGCCGACUGAAUGACUUCAAGCCAACAAGCACCAUCCCCAUCUACCUGGUGCUGCGUCGUGAAGCCUCCAUCAUUAACCUCUUGGAGACAGUGUUUUUUCACAAGGAAACCUGCGAGUCAGCGGAGUGCAGCAUUCUGGAUUUAAUUGAUUAUUGCCACCGAAAACUGAUCCUGCUCACAGCUCGGAGCGCCAAUGGCCAGACAGUGAUCCCAGUGGAACUUCGUCCUGAGCUUCUGACCAACCUCUCGUCAAUGCAGGACCUGGAGAAGUUAGCAGAGACAAUGGAGUUUGAGAUUUCUCUGAAAGCCCUGUCCGUGCUGCGGUUCAUCACUGAUCAGGUGGAGAGUCUGCCCCUGAGCGCGCUGACACAGAUGCUGAACACCCACAACCUACCUUGCCUCCUUGUCGAGCUGGUGGAGCAUUGCCCCUGGAGCUGCUGGGAAGCAGGCAAGGUCAAGAAGUUUGAGAAUGGCUCGUGGCAUGUGGUGCCCCCUGAAGACCAGGUGAAGAUGACCAAACUUGAUGGGCAGGUGUGGCUUGCCCUCCUCAACCUCCUGCUCAGCCCCGAAUGCCAGCGCAAAUACCACUUUGAUGGCUUCAACAAGAGCCAGCUCCUCAAGCUCGGAGUGUUCCUGACAGACCCCCUCAUCGACCAGCUGCCCAACCUGGUGGAGCUGCAGAGAUUUCUGAGCCACCUCGCAGUGACAGAGCCGGCUCCCCCAAAAAAGGAUCUUAUCCUGGAGCAGGUUCCUGUCAUCUGGGACCACAUCCUCAAGAAAAACAGUGGGAAGUGGGAGGCCAUCGCCAAGCACCAGCUGAAGCACGUUUUCAGCCCCACUGAGGAGGAGCUGAAGCCACAGAUACACAGGUGGGCACAGAUCUACAUCGAGGACACGCUGAAGGUUCUGGCCGCCAAGAAGCCCUGCUGCAGGGUGUGUGGUAUGGAGGCGCCCAAGCGGUGUUCUCGCUGCCGGAACGAGUGGUACUGCUCGCGAGCCUGCCAGGUACAGCACUGGAAACAGCACAAAGCUGUCUGCAACGUGAUGGCUGAGGCUUCGAGGAGCAUGGAUGAUGC